This is a messenger RNA of Morchella sextelata, 477 nucleotides long. RefSeq lists its product as uncharacterized. The transcript is spliced from 3 exons. Lineage: Eukaryota; Fungi; Ascomycota; Pezizomycetes; Pezizales; Morchellaceae. The coding region runs from base 1 to 477 and encodes 158 amino acids. Gene Ontology annotation, biological process: endoplasmic reticulum to Golgi vesicle-mediated transport. The record is from RefSeq and is a predicted model, not a curated record.
AUGUCCUCCAGAUACGGCGGCGGGCACCUCCACCAGCGAGAUGCGCGCUCACAGCUCUUCGACAACGCCGGCGGCUCUAGCUACGGCUACGGCUACGGCUAUCCCGGCGACGGCCGUGGGGGGUCAGCCUCGCCCCGUGUCGCGAGCGCAUACCGUCCCGCGACUCCAAACGCCCGUGGCCAGUACAGCGCCAGCGUGCUCGAGGAGCUCGAGAGCCAGAAUGAUGCGCAGGUCGAGGGUCUGAGCGCCAAGGUCAAGAUGUUGAAAGAUAUUACGGAGGCGAUUGGGGAGGAGGUGCGGUCUUCGUCGACGCUGAUGGCAUCGAUGAAUGAUUCGUUCGACAACACGCGCGCAAAGCUGCGCGGGACAAUGAGCAACAUGAUGCGCAUGGCGAAGCGGACGGGCGUGGGAUGGAAGGCGUGGCUGCUGUUCAUCUGUGCGGUGGUCUUCACAUUCUGGUAUGUUUGGCUCUUUUAA